Messenger RNA from Thunnus maccoyii (southern bluefin tuna), 3880 nucleotides. It is a transcript of the gene mccc1, whose product is annotated as methylcrotonyl-CoA carboxylase subunit. Bases 227 to 2377 code for a protein of 716 amino acids. Lineage: Eukaryota; Metazoa; Chordata; Actinopteri; Scombriformes; Scombridae. Gene Ontology annotation, cellular component: mitochondrion. The transcript is spliced from 19 exons. Gene Ontology annotation, molecular function: methylcrotonoyl-CoA carboxylase activity; ATP binding; metal ion binding. The record is from RefSeq and is a predicted model, not a curated record.
GAUUUAUAUACAUAUAUAUCUAUUAGUGUGUGGUAGAGUUUAUAAGUGCAAAUGUGUUUUUUAGGUGCCUAAAUAUGUCGUUUUUGUACGUUUAGUUGUUUGCUUCAGUUGACGAAGAAAUAAAGUUUAUAUGAGCUGUUUAGAAAAUUACCACUUCGCUUUUUUUUUCCUCCUCAGCAGGUCAGUCAAUCAGUUAGCAGUCAGCUAGCUGCAGCAGCUGGUAGCUAUGGCUGCUGUUAUCCUGAGUUUCCCAACUCUGCAGGGUUUGAGGAUAUUUACACAAAAACUGUCAUGGACCAAAAAAAGCGUGAGGCUUAUUUCAGGAGGGGUGGGGAGGAUAGAGAAGGUGCUGAUAGCCAAUCGAGGAGAGAUCGCCUGUCGUGUGAUGCGCUCCGCCAAGAAGAUGGGCGUCCGCUCUGUGGCUGUGUACAGUGAUGCAGACAGACACUCCAUGCACGUGGCCAUGGCAGAUGAAGCCUAUCACAUCGGGCCUCCACCCUCCCAGCAGAGUUACCUCUCCAUGGAGAAAGUUUUGGAGGUGGCCAAGAAGUCUGGAUCACAUGCGGUCCACCCUGGCUAUGGAUUCCUGUCAGAAAACACAGAGUUUGCAGAGGCGUGUAAACAGGAAGGCAUCAUCUUCGUUGGACCACCUUCCUCUGCCAUCCGAGACAUGGGCAUUAAGAGCACUUCCAAACACAUCAUGUCAGCUGCCGGGGUGCCAAUCAUUGGUGGUUACCAUGGAGAGGACCAAUCAGAUGAGAGGCUGCAAGCAGAGGCUGCCAAGAUCGGCUACCCUGUGAUGAUCAAGGCGGUCCGCGGAGGAGGAGGGAAGGGGAUGCGUAUUGCACGGUCAGACUCAGACUUCAUAGAGCAGUUGGAGUCGGCGAGACGAGAGGCCAGAAAAUCCUUCAACGAUGACGUCAUGCUGGUUGAGAAGUUUGUAGAGGAUCCCAGACACGUGGAGGUUCAGGUGUUCGGGGACACUCACGGUAACGCUGUCUAUCUGUUUGAGAGAGACUGCAGCGUCCAAAGGAGACAUCAGAAGAUCAUAGAGGAAGCACCAGGGCCUGGCAUUAGUCCUGAAGUUCGGAGGAAACUUGGAGAAGCAGCAGUCAGAGCAGCUAAAGCUGUUAACUAUGUAGGAGCAGGUACGGUAGAGUUUAUCAUGGACGCCCAGCAUAACUUCUACUUCAUGGAGAUGAACACCAGGCUGCAGGUGGAGCAUCCCGUCUCUGAGAUGAUCACUGGAACCGACCUGGUGGAGUGGCAGCUCAGGGUGGCAGCAGGGGAGCGCCUGCCUCUGCUCCAGGAUGACAUCAUCUUGAACGGACAUUCGUUCGAGGCUCGUAUCUAUGCCGAGGAUCCAAAUAAUGACUUCCUGCCAGGGGCGGGGCCUCUGCUGCAUCUCUCCACCCCUCCCCCGGACCAACACACACGCAUAGAGACCGGAGUCAGAGAAGGGGACGAGGUGUCUGCUCAUUAUGAUCCGAUGAUCGCCAAGCUCGUGGUGUGGGGAGAGGACCGAUCCGCUGCCUUAAAGAAGCUGCGCUACUGUUUACGGCAGUACAAUAUCGUGGGUCUGAACACUAACAUAGACUUUCUGCUGAGUCUCUCGGGUCACCCGGAGUUCGAGGCAGGAAACGUGACCACCAGCUUCAUCCCUCAGCACUACGCCGACCUCUUCCCCGCACCGAAGGCUCCCUCUGGGACAACGAUCUGCCAGGCAGCCCUGGGCCUGCUGCUGCAGGAGAGGAGACACACACAGGACUUCACACAGAUCUCCACCGAUCCCUUCUCCCCGUUUGGCUCCAGCAGUGGCUGGAGAAACAACAUACAGUUUAACAGAAACAUGAAGCUGCAGCUGGGAGACAAGAAAGUCGACGUGGUCGUCACAUACAACAAAGAUGGAAGCUACACUAUGCAGGUCGGUGAGGAGGCGUACCAUGUGACCGGGGAGGUGGAGACUGAGGGCGGAGCUUCGUUCCUGCACUGCUCCGUUAACGGAGUGAAGUCUCGUCCCAAACUGGUGAUCCUGGACAACACGGUGCACCUGUUCUCCACGGAGGGGAGCGCCGAGGUGUCUGUUCCGGUGCCAAAGUAUCUGGCCGGUGUGAGCGGCUCCGGGGCUCAGGGUGGAGCGGUGGCCCCCAUGACUGGAACCAUAGAGAAGGUGCUGGUGAAAGCAGGAGACAAAGUCAGUGUCGGAGACCCGCUGAUGGUCAUGAUCGCCAUGAAGAUGGAGCACACGAUCCGGGCGCCAAAGUCAGGCGUUAUCAAGAAGGUUUUCUUCAGCGAGGGCUCUCAGGCCAACCGCCACGCUCCUCUGGUGGAACUGGAAGAAGAAGAAGGGGAGGCUAACGGGGACGGCGGCCAGUAAUCCCAAUCUAACACACAAUCAAACCCACAAAUCACAGCGGCAGGUACGAGAGAGAGCCAGAACGAGUUACUGUGACUGAAUAGGUGGUGUCGGCAUCCAGCGCCUGAUUCAUAUUUCUCAAAAUGUGAGUCAGGACCAGAAUCAGCUGUUGAGUCUGGCUCAGUCUGGAAGGGAUGAGACGGAUACUUUCAUCCUGGGGACCCAAAACGCAUUUUAAGAAGGUCCGAAACAGCUAGAGUGACCUGAAAUGUUACUGGGUUGGAAAAGCUCUCGUAGAAACGGUCAUAAAAAAGUGUUUCCUCCACUAAGAUCUCUAACGUUGCCUCUCACACAACAGACAACUGCCUUUUAUGUUGAUUCAACUAUUAUCUGUUUCUGCUUUUCUUUAUUGUGUGUUUUGUUUUUGCAGUUAUCAUUGAAUCUGUUUCCCUUCUCUGUGUUGGUUUCUGUCAGGGGUGUUGGGUAUCUCUUCUGUUUAGUAUUAUGCAUUUCAGUCCUUAUGGAUACACUAUGGAUACACUGUGAACUACUAUUUUUUUUUACACAGUGAAGUUUGUCAGCAAAUUUGAGGCAGAAGAUGCUUAGUAGGUGGGAUGAUAAGUGAUAAACAAGACAUAGUUCUUGCUGAAUUAUGCCAUAGAGGGUUAUAGGAAUAGUUACUGAUAAAUUGAGGGAGGGAAAAACCUCUCAUUCAGUAUUUAUGUGAGAAUUCUCAGCCCCACGUAUUGCAUUACUGGUUUGUUUAUUGCUCUGUCUGGGGGGGAAAAAAAACUGCAGGAAUUUAUCGUGACUGUCCAGUAAAACACAGGCGCCUUCAAGCUCGGCGAUUUUUUACAUUUUCAGUGAAGUUAAGCUCUCCCUCUACUUGUAUAUAUCAGGAAACCUCCUAGUAUUUGAACUGUUUUUGCUAAUUGAUUAAAAACUGAAAACAGUCCACAUCUUCUGUCCUUCCAGACUGACCCCAAACUCUUCCCUCCCCCCCCCCCCCCCCCAUGACGUGUUCUUGCACUUAUUAAAGCAGCGGUUCUAGUUUAACCCUGUGUUAAUCAUGACGUGUCUGUAGCUAAAUGUGGCGCUGAGAAAAAAAAGAGGCCUUUUGAAUCAUGGAGGUAGAAAAACACUCCAGUACGACCUUUAGAUCAGAUUAUUCUUAUACAAAGUUAAAGUCCCUAUUUUCAGUGUUUUUGUGCCCUGAUUUCAAACGACCCUUCAAGAAUUAAACGUCAGUCACGAAGGGCUUUUAACAGAUGGUUUGCUUCUGUGUAAAUCCACAGUCAGUCCGAGUGAUUUAUUCACACGGUCUCGACACAUGACCUGUUUCUGCUGAUCACUGUCCUCUUACUAACCGUGUGCUACGAGGCCUUGUAGACUAAAACUGAUCAUUUAAACACGUGUUCAUCUCCAGGCUUAUUUUGUAGACGUAAAAACAGAUGAUUUUUUUAAAAAAAAUAAGAAGAUAUUGGAGUGGUCAGAUACUGUAAUAAACUUUUGUCAAAGUAUAAA